UUUGUACUGGAUCAUUAAUAUUCUAUUUAUUUUUAUUUCACCCUUCGAUUAUUUGAUUUUAAAUAACUAUUUUAAGAAUAGUUUAUGAUAGUGUCAAAAGUUUUUCAUUUAUAAUUUUAUCCAAUUUAGAUUAGAUCUCAGUCCAAUUAUAAAUCAAAUGAAACUAUACACGCGUGAAUUGAUAUUAUAUUUUGCUGAUCAAUUAAUAAAAUCUACGAGGGAAAUGAUGCAUCGGCAAGGGGAUAAAUUUGACACUUUUAAAAUGCUGACAAAUGAUGAUAUAAGAAAUAGUGAAGAUUUUUACAAAAAUCUUUAUAUAAUAGAAGAAAUUAGAACAGAACAAGUGAACGUUGAGAUAUUUUUUCAAAACUUAAACCACCGUAUUUAUAUUUUGGAAGAAAUGGGAGUUAUUAUGUCUUAUGAAGAUCUGACAUAUAUUUCAUAUAUACAGGAUGACUGGACAAUGUUACAACACAUUGCUUCAGAAAAGAAAUUAUUUUUAGAAAAAGCCAAACUAAUUUGGUCCCAUACCGUUAAAAUCAAUAUUGAAAUGUUUACAGUCAGUAUAGACACAUUUUUGGAAAAAUAUGAUCAGUGUGGCCUUAAGAAAAUUAAAGAUGACUUAGAUUUAGGACUUAUUUUAAUGAAUGUUUGUAAAGUAUUAAUCAUCUUUUGUAGUUUUGUAGUUGAAUAUUUUAAUAAUACAACUAUGUUUAUUAUUUUAGGAAUAUGACUGCAAAUUUACUGAUUUUAUGAAAACAAAAGAAAAAUUAGUUAAGGAGGAAGAACUAUUUAAUUUAAAAUUAUUAAAUACAGAUCGAUUUGAUAGUUAUUAUUCCGAGUUUCAAUAUAUGAAGCUAGUAUACUCAUUGUACAAAGCACAAAAGUCGGACAUUGAAAAGUGGUCAAAAAUAUCAUGGUUUGACAUCGAAAUAGAAUUUGUUCGUGAAGCAUUUGGUGCCCUUAUGUUAAAAUUUAAGACCCUGCCUAUCUUAGCACAAGAUACACACCCUGCAAAGAUUUUAGCAAACUAUUUA
Acyrthosiphon pisum (pea aphid) is the source of this 1037-nucleotide messenger RNA. RefSeq lists its product as uncharacterized. Lineage: Eukaryota; Metazoa; Arthropoda; Insecta; Hemiptera; Aphididae. The coding region runs from base 158 to 733 and encodes 191 amino acids. The transcript is spliced from 2 exons. The record is from RefSeq and is a predicted model, not a curated record.